CCCGCUCUGUGGCGGGAAAGGAGCCGCGUUUGGCGCGAAACGGGAGCGCGGCGGGGGCGGAUCGCGGGGCCUGAGCAAAUCGCGGGGCCUGAGCGGAUCGCGGAGUCUGGGCAAAUCGCGGGGUCUGAUCUGAUCGCGGGCGCAGCCGGCUUCCCUCGGCUCUCACCGCCUUCCCCGGCAGCAGCAGCAGCGGCAGAGGGAUCUCUCCCAGGGCGGCCGGCAGAAUGGCGGCGCCGGCGGGCGGGCUGGAGGACGCGGAGCUGCGGGAAGCGCAGCGCGAUUAUCUCGAUUUCCUGGACGAUGAGGAAGACCAAGGGAUUUACCAGAGCAAGGUCCGGGACAUGAUCAGUGAGAACCAGUAUCGGCUCAUCGUCAACAUCAACGACCUGCGGCGCAAGAACGAGAAGAGAGCCAGCAGGCUUCUGAGCAAUGCCUUCGAGGAGCUGAUUGCCUUCCAGCGUGCCCUGAAGGAUUUUGUCGCCUCUGUCGAUGCCACCUAUGCCAAGCAGUACGAGGACUUCUACAUCGGGCUGGAGGGCAGCUUUGGCUCCAAGCACGUGUCGCCAAGGACACUGACAGCCUGUUUCCUCAGCUGCAUUGUCUGUGUGGAGGGCAUCGUGACAAAGUGCUCUUUGGUGCGUCCCAAAGUCGUCCGGAGUGUCCAUUAUUGCCCGGCUACCAAGAAAACAAUUGAGCGCCGAUACACAGACAUGACUUCCCUGGAUGCUUUCCCAUCCAGCUCCAUCUACCCUACAAAGGAUGAAGAAAACAACCCACUGGAGACAGAGUUUGGCCUCUCAGUCUACAAGGACCACCAGACCAUCACCAUCCAGGAGAUGCCUGAGAAGGCCCCAGCAGGGCAGCUGCCACGCUCAGUGGAUGUGGUUUUGGAUGAUGACCUGGUGGACAAGGUGAAGCCUGGGGACCGCAUCCAGGUGGUGGGGACGUACCGCUGCCUGCCCGGGAAGAAAGGGGGCUACACUUCAGGCACUUUCAGGACCAUCCUCAUUGCCUGCCACGUGAAGCAGAUGAGCAAAGACCUCCGGCCUCUCUACUCUGCUUCAGACGUGGCCAAGAUCAAGAGAUUCAGCAAGAGCCGCUCCAAGGAUAUCUUUGACCAGCUGGCCAGAUCCCUGGCUCCCAGCAUCCAUGGGCACGAGUACAUCAAGAAGGCCAUCCUCUGCAUGCUGCUGGGAGGGGUGGAGAAGAUCCUGGACAACGGGAGCCGCAUCCGAGGAGACAUCAACAUCUUGCUGAUAGGAGAUCCGUCUGUGGCCAAGUCCCAGCUGCUGAGGUACGUGCUGAGCACAGCCCCCCGGGCCAUCCCCACCACCGGCCGCGGCUCCUCUGGCGUCGGCCUCACCGCUGCUGUCACCACAGACCAGGAGACAGGGGAGCGGCGGCUGGAAGCGGGAGCCAUGGUGUUGGCCGACCGGGGCGUGGUGUGCAUCGACGAGUUCGACAAGAUGUCCGACAUCGACCGCACGGCCAUCCACGAGGUGAUGGAGCAGGGAAGGGUCACCAUCGCCAAGGCAGGCAUCCAGGCCCGCCUCAACUCCCGCUGCAGCGUCCUGGCUGCUGCCAACCCCGUCUACGGCCGGGUGAGUGCUGCUGGUGCCCUUCCCUGGAGAAGGGAGGAGGCAGCUGGUCAAUUCCAAAAGAUCCCCCAUGUUAUAAUAGCAUCCAGACCAGUACAGACCCCAUGGGGAACAUUGGCUGCAGGAUCACUGCUCUCCGUUUUGACGCUCUUCAGUGCUGGCCAGAUGGACCGAAGGACAAGGAGACUCGACCCUUCCUGCGAUGCACCGACUAACCGAACCAACGAGCAGGAUGGGGAUGCCAUGCCCCUGGGCAGUGCUGUGGAGAUGCUGGCUACAGAUGACCCUGACUUCAUGCAGGAGGAGGAGCAGGAGCUGCAGGUCUAUGAGAAACACGAUGACCUCCUGCACGGGCCCAACCGCCGCAAGGAGAAGGUUGUCAGCAUGGAGUUCAUGAGGAAGUACAUCCAUGUAGCAAAGAUGAUCAAGCCCGUGCUCACCGAGGAGGCGGCGAGCUACAUUGCUGAGGAAUAUUCCCGCCUGCGCAGCCAGAGCCAGAUGAACUCAGAUGUGGCCAGGACCUCCCCCAUCACAGCCCGGACCCUGGAGACCCUGAUCCGCCUCUCCACAGCCCACGCCAAGGCCAGGAUGAACAAGACUGUGGAUAUGCAGGAUGCUGAGGCAGCUCUGGAGCUGGUGCAGUUUGCCUACUUCAAAAAGGUGCUGGAGAAGGAGAAAAAGCGCAGGAAGCCAGCGGAGGAUGACUCAGAGACUGAGAAGGAGGAAGAUCAGGAGUCACAGGACAAGGAGGAGCGCAGGACAAGGAGAAGGAAGAAGGCGCGCACGGAAGGGGAGGAGGGCUCCUACGACCCGUACGACUUCAGUGAUGCUGAGGAGGAGAUGCCACAGGUUCAGGCACACCCUCCGAAAACACCUGAAGCCUCAGGAGAUGGUGAAGGGAAGAAGGUGGAAUUGUCUGAGCCGAGGUUGAAGGCAUUCAAGGCUGCUCUCCUGGAGGUGUUCAAGGCCUCCCAUGCCCAGUCUGUGGGCCUGAAGAGCGUGAUGGAAUCCAUCAACCGCGACAACCCCGAGCCCUUCUCGGCCGCCGAGGUGAAGCUGGCCCUGGCCCACAUGCAGGAUGACAACCAGAUCAUGGUGUCUGAUGACAUUAUCUUCUUAAUCUGAGCCUCUGGGUGCAGGAGCCCAAGUUGUUCACGGACUCUCAGCCUGGAGACUCUUCGUGUUUUAAUGCUUCAUGUGGCUGAGCUGGAUUUUGGGAAGCUCAAGUCUGUGCAUUUCCUUGCUGUGCAUUUCUGGCCAGGAGCUCUGGAAGUUCUUGCUGUCUUCAGAGUGGAGUAUUUGGGAAGAGGUUUCUGCAAGGAGACGAAAGGAAAAACCUAGGAGCAGAUUGUCAGUGUUUUUAAUGUAUUGUUUUUAGCUUUGGUGUUCAGAUUUCCAGCUUUUAAAUAAAAAAAUCUGGAUUGGAAUCC
Molecule: messenger RNA, 3028 nt
Organism: Zonotrichia leucophrys gambelii
Lineage: Eukaryota; Metazoa; Chordata; Aves; Passeriformes; Passerellidae
Gene: MCM3
Product: minichromosome maintenance complex component 3
Exons: 17
Coding region: 225-2723 (832 amino acids)
Biological process (GO): DNA replication; double-strand break repair via break-induced replication; mitotic DNA replication initiation
Cellular component (GO): MCM complex; nucleus
Molecular function (GO): single-stranded DNA binding; ATP binding; single-stranded DNA helicase activity
Source: RefSeq, a predicted model, not a curated record